Phytophthora megakarya is the source of this 1845-nucleotide messenger RNA. The record is from the annotation of a GenBank genome assembly. NCBI's taxonomy places the organism in Eukaryota, Oomycota, Peronosporomycetes, Peronosporales, Peronosporaceae.
AUGAAGGUCUACGAGUUACUGAAGAAACGCCUAGAAACUGGACUCAUCGAGAUGUCUGACUCUGCUUGGGCUUCGCUUAUCGUGAUCGUCCUGAUGAAAAAUGGAGUUGACAUUCGCAUGUGUAUUGACUAUCGCCUGGUGAACAGUUUCAUUGAGCUGUUGAAUUAUCCGCUGCCGCUGAUGGACGACCUCCUGGUGGGCUUCGAGCAAGCCAUGUCGUUCAUGCCAUUAGACAUGGCUAGUGGAUUUUGGGCCAUACGUAUGACCGAGCGAGCGAAGCGGAUCUCCGCGUUCUUGUGUCCAUUCGGCCAUUUCCAAUGGAUUCGAAUGCCAUUUGGUCUCAUGAACGCCCCGUUGAUAUAUCAAGAGAUGAACAACAAUUGUCUCUGGGGAUUCGUCAGGUUACCGCCAGAGGAAGAGAAGACUGUGGAUGCGGACGUUCUGAAGUUCCUAGGUUUAAAUUCAGCAGACGAAGAAGAAGUCCAGCGUGAGAAGUCCGCCCGGGAGGUGCCUAUCCUGACAGAUAAUAUGACGGCUUUCAAGCGGAAUAUCCCAGCAUCAUCGCAGAUGGGACCCGUCCUCGGACGGAGCUCGUAUAUCGACGACAUCGCCCAUGGGGCGCCCACCUGGGACCAGUUGUGCGAGGAUUUGAACGCUCUGCUAUAUCGACUACGCUAUUGGAAUAUUUCCGUCAGCCUCCCCAAGAGUGAAUCCGGCAAGCUCACCAUUCCUGCCGAGGGUAUUAGGACUAUACCCAAGAUCGCGAAGUCCGUUCAAGAGUUACCGUUCCCGACAACGCUCAAAGGAGUUCAGUCCUUCUUGGGAAGCCGAAACUACUACCACAAGUUCAUCGAGGAUUUCUCGGUAGUGGCGGCGGGACUUCAUGAAUUGACUGAUGAGCAGAUCAAGGCUGGAAGAGAUUUGUCCAGCGCCAAAGAAUCGUUCGAGAUUCUUAAGCGAAAAAUCGUGUCUACGCCUCUGUUGCGUCACCCCGACCGGUACAAGCUGUUCGUGAUCAUUCCACAUGCGAAUCGCUGGGCGGUCUGCGCCGGCCUAGGACAAGAGUAUGAUGGGAAGAUCUUACCCGUACGAUUCCCCGGACGGGUGCUGAAUGAAACCGAGAUUAGGUAUCACGAGGCAGAGAAGGAGGUGAUCGCGAUCAUGCGCCUAUUGGAUGUAUUCGAGAAUCUCGUCAGGGGAUGCCCGAUCAAGGUCUACACGCGGUAUUCCGUCCUGUCUUGGUUGUUGAAGUCUAAGAGCGCCAACGGACGUUGCGUUAGAUGGGGAGUGAUCUUGUCCCAUUGGGACUUGGAAGUCCACAAGGUUCAGAGCGACGAGGAUGGGUUGGUUGCUAUUAUGAGAGCAGGCAUCACCCCACGUGAGCACUUGGAUGAAGUAGGUGAAUCCCUGAUACCGCUCAAGGGGCAAAUGAAGCCCCAACCGGGUAUCAGUGUGGGGAUGUUGGAAGCAGACUUUGAUGGUUACGUGUUGAGUUUUGAUGGCGCCGCUAAGACGGCUACGCGUCAGGGUAGCUGUGGAUGUAUCAUCUGGAAACUCCCCGUGACGGCUCAAGGUUUCAUACUCGAAGAAGUCACUGUCAACGACGCAGAGUACCAUGGUCUGCUCAAAAGUCUGACCAUGGUAGCCGAGCGGGACAUCCCAGAUGUGGUUGUUGUCGGAGACACACGUAUCGUGAUACAGCAAGUGCAAAUGCUGAUUAACUGUAACCAGCCCAAUUUGCAGCGGAGACUAGCAGAGUAUGGUGUCCUACGAGAAAAGUUCAAGUCGGUCCGGCUGGUACAUGUCAAGAGAGAAUACAACCAGGCGGCCGACUAUCUCACCUAG